GGCCGAGCCAGAGUCCAGAAGGGCCUUUUCGAAUACUGAUGUAAUCAUUGCUACCAACCUAUGGCUGCCAAGUUGCAGACCUGGCCGAAAGAACCCCGUCAGACUUUCCCUGUUGGUGAUAUAAAGGUGACUUUAUGGAGAUGGGCAAUAUCUUGAUACUUGUAAUAUUUCGAUAACUGGUCACAAUUUUGGCAAUGAAGAGUUGGAUGGUGAAGGUUGACUGAAAACGGUGACAAUGAGAAGGAAUUAAAUAGAACUUCAUCCAGAGUAGGAAGCUGGUUGGAUAGAGUGGCUGCAAUUAGAUAUGAAAUACUAUCAGUAUAUCCUAAAAGCUGGUCUUGACUAAAAUAUAUUCUUCCUUGCUUUGUAAAGCUCUUGAGGUUUUUGUGUGCCCUGCAUCAGGGCUCAGUAAAAAGUAUCUUAGUACUAGUCUAGAGCAACUAGACAGUGUCUUACGUUAUCUUGACGUGUAUAGUAGACGGAUCGAUGGUCUCAUCCUCAAAUCGCCCGUCGACAAGGUCCUUCCAUGUUGCUGAAAAGAUUUACUCGGGGGAUUUUUUUUAAGCUUAAGAGCCAUUUGCUCCCCUGAGCUAUAGCAGUACUUGACUUUAUAACUUUCCAACAGCUUCUAGACACAAUAUUCCAGAAACCUUCUCCGUCAAGCACUCAAAGACAUCGACAACCCAUCUCCUGGCUACAAGCUAGUCAUCACGUGUGAGGGGUCGUCCCGCAACGCUAAUGCGGCCCCACAGCACCAAAUCCACCCCACCUUUCCAAGCAAAAGAAAAAAGCACAUCCCUACCAUUCAACAAUCACCAUCACCAAAAUCCCAUCUGUCCUAUAAAGUCCAUCUUCAAAACGCCACAAAAGAUGUCUCGCAUACUAACCGACAGAAUCCGCAUCGAGCCUGAGGAAAUAGAACCCGAAGACCUUUUCCAAUCCUCCCUCUCUUCCCUCUUCCCUGACGAUAUCCAAAAUCAACACGGCGACAAAGAUCAACGCAUCAUCUACAGCUCCCCAACUCUUGGCGAGAUAGUUCUUGAAUUAUCUUCUCCCGCUGGCGAAAAGGGGAGACUGCUAUUUGCGCAUUAUCUCUGGAACGCAGGAUUACAACUUGCCGAAUUUUUUGAGGAAGGGGAUGGAAAGCGAGGAGGCAGAGAACGAUGGGAAGUGACAGGCGAAAGAGUUUUGGAAGUUGGUAGUGGGACGGGAUUAGCAGGCAUAGUGGCUGCGUUGAUGGGAGCAGAAGAAGUGAUUCUAAGCGAUUAUCCAGACGAAAAUGUGCUUGCGAAUUUGACGACGAAUGUAGCGAAGAACAUCGAGGUGAAUGGGUUUGGGGAUGUGAAAGUACAGGGUCAUGAGUGGGGAGUAUUGACAGAUGGGUUUUCGGUGGAAAACAAAGAGAGUUUUAGUCGAGUGAUUGCGUCGGAUUGCUUGUGGAUGCCGUGGCAGCAUGGAAACCUUUUGAGGUCGAUUAGGUGGUUUUUGAAGGAAGAUGGGCGGGCCUGGAUCUGUGCAGGUUUUCACACAGGCCGGGAAUUAAUGCGUGGGUUCUUCGAAGAGGAAAAUCUGACAGCAGCUGGCUUGGAAAUAGAAACAAUAUACGAGAGAGAUGCUAAUGGUGUUGAAAGAGAGUGGGUUGCGGAUAGAGGAGCAGAGGAUCGAGACGCAAUCGCCAGAAAGCGAUGGCUGGUAAUUGCCGUUCUAAAGAGGCGAUAAACCUGCCCAUCGAAAAUAUUUCAUUGUACACGGUUCAUUUACAUAUCAUCUCUUUCAUACCCCAGCAGCAAGGAUAUUGGUGUUUGUUGUAAUACUUCGCAAAUAGAUUGCA
Molecule: messenger RNA, 1831 nt
Organism: Botrytis cinerea B05.10
Lineage: Eukaryota; Fungi; Ascomycota; Leotiomycetes; Helotiales; Sclerotiniaceae
Exons: 2
Coding region: 871-1719 (282 amino acids)
Biological process (GO): peptidyl-lysine dimethylation
Molecular function (GO): protein-lysine N-methyltransferase activity
Source: RefSeq, a predicted model, not a curated record